CUCGGCUCGGCUCGGCUCGGCUCCCUGACCUCGACCCGCUCCUGAAAUGUCUUCAAUCAGAGAAAGAGCCGCCGCGCUGCACCUGGAGGAGAAGCUGAGCCUCCGUCCUCACGGUGUGUCUCCAGCCCCCGCCCGGCCCCCCCACCCCGCCUCCGGGUGGCGCUCUCUCCUCCAUCGCCUCCGCUCCUCGGUGACGGUCAAACGGAGACGACUUCACCUCAAGUCUCACAGCGACUGUUUCCUCGGCAACGAAGCUGCAGACGUCCUGCAGGAGCAUCUGAGAGCAGAGACGGGCGCCAGUGUGUCCCGGGACAGGGUGGUGUGUGUGUGUCAGGUCCUGCUGCAGUGUGGUGUGUUCGAGGCCGUGGGAAAUAAAGUGUUUGGGAAGGAGAAGAAACGAGACGCGUUUCAGGACAGCAGGAGCGCCCUCUACAGGUUUGUGGACGGCUGCUCUCCGGCGGUGGAGGAUCUGGAAAGGGGGGCGCUGGAGAACGGGAUCCAGAACCUGUUCUGUGGGGCUGCUGUGGACAGGUGGACAGCCGUUCUGACCUUUGACCUUUUCCACCGGUUUCACACGGUUCCACUCCACUUCAACCCAACGGGCUGGAGGACGGACCCCAGCGGAACCCCGGCGGGUGUCCGGGACUCGAGCCUCCUGUUUGUUCCAGGCAGCCGGAGCGGUUGUGUCCCGCUGGUUCUCACGCCGUCCAGACGUCCACUCCUCUGCGUCCCGCUCAGCCGGAGCCCCCGGCGGAGAACCCGAGUCCGAGUCCCGGCGGAGCGCUGGCCGACUCGCGUGAGUGGAUCGCCGUUCCCCGUCGCCACGGCGACCGCUCCGGCUCUCUCCCCCUCAGGGGCGGAGGAGGUGUGGCGGGAGCAGACGCUGCUCCGCCUGCUGGACUUGGUGGAGCUCCCCCUGCUGGACGGCCUGCUGCACUGCGUCCGGAACCCGCCCGCCCCGGAACCCAUCCACAGCGGAAGCCAGCUGGACCGCCAGAUCCUCCGGGCCUUCAGGGACUCGCAGGAGGACCGGUGGCUGCGGGCGGCCCUGGACUGCCUGGACUUCCUCCCGGACCAGCUGGUGGUGGAGCUGAGCCGGGAGCUCCCUCACCGGUUCCCCGGAGAGACCCCGGCCGGGGGCCAGCGUUCGAUUCCCGGCCCGCCCGGACCCCCCGGCGGCGCCCCGGCGCCCGGCCCGCCCCCCCUGGACCGCUGGAAGCUGGUCCUGUUCCGGACCCUGGCCCGGCACUACGGCGGCGCCGGGCGGGCGGCGCUGCUGCCGAUCGGCAUGAAGGACGUCUACAGCGCCGUCACCCAGCUGCUCGUGGAGGCCCGCCUCCACCCGGCCCUGGAGGCCCUCCAGCUGUGCCUGAAGCUGCUGCCGUCCCGCCGCAGGGUGGAGCUGCACCACCUGCUGGCCUUCAUGGCCGUGGCCUCCGACCCGGACCAGGUCCGGCUGGACCAGGAGGUGGAGAACAGACGGGUGGUGCAGACCUGCUUCUCCAGAGCCAUUCUGGACGGGAAGACCCUGAACCAGGACCAGCAGGACCUGCUGCUGGUCUUCAUGCUCAGCAACGUCCACGACGUCUUCAAGAUUCCAGGUUCUCUGCACAAACUGGUGAGUGUUCAGCUGUCGGGCCCGGAGCAGCGGAGGAAGCCCCUCCCGCUCCACCAGUGUAGACACAUGAGUGACUCUCUCUCUCCUCCAGGCUCCACCUCCUGCCAGCAGGCCUCCACCCGGACCACCACCACCACCCAGGAGCUGUGGAGCCUCCUGAACAACAUCCACCUGGACCCGCACACCUCCACCCGCGAGAGGAAGCGCCUCCUCCGUCAGUUCCAGCAGGCCCACCCUCAGAUCUUCUAUGAAUACUUCGGCGACUCUGCUCGCUCUGUGCUGUAGCUCUGCCCAGACUCCGCCCUCAGCCCCGCCCCUAUCCGCCAUCAGCCCCGCCCCUCUGCUCUCAUUGGUCGGUCCGGGGGAAGCGGACUUUAUUGUGAAAACCUGAGUUGUUGACGUCCGAGUUCAGUUUUCAAAAUAAAAUAAAGGUCUAAGAGUUUCUGCUCGGCUUCAGCUGAUCCGUCUGUCUGAUCCUGGACGACCGGACUGGGCUGGAAACCGUUUCCAUGGUUACACAGCUUUAGCCUCCCUCUGACGAUGGAACCCUGGGAUGGAACGCUGGAGUCCCUGAGAGGACGGCUGGACAGCGGUCCAUCUGGGGGACUCCAUGGUUCUACUGGGAGACUUUAAGGCCCUCGUGGGCAGAGACACUGAGCGUCAUUUAUAGAAGUCCCACAAUGCAUCACUGUUAAAAUGAGAGCACCGUUGCUCUGUACAGUUAGCAUUAGCGUUAGCGAAGGAGAACCUGCUGAUCA
Salarias fasciatus (jewelled blenny) is the source of this 2376-nucleotide messenger RNA. RefSeq names its product DEP domain-containing protein 7-like. The transcript is spliced from 10 exons. Gene Ontology annotation, biological process: intracellular signal transduction. Lineage: Eukaryota; Metazoa; Chordata; Actinopteri; Blenniiformes; Blenniidae. The record is from RefSeq and is a predicted model, not a curated record. Bases 47 to 1903 code for a protein of 618 amino acids.